Messenger RNA from Nylanderia fulva, 4842 nucleotides. RefSeq names its product Mitogen-activated protein kinase kinase kinase 13 wallenda (gene wnd). Gene Ontology annotation, cellular component: cytoplasm. Gene Ontology annotation, biological process: protein autophosphorylation. Gene Ontology annotation, molecular function: MAP kinase kinase kinase activity; ATP binding. The record is from RefSeq and is a predicted model, not a curated record. NCBI's taxonomy places the organism in Eukaryota, Metazoa, Arthropoda, Insecta, Hymenoptera, Formicidae.
AUAUUCAAUUUCAUUUUAAAAAUAGAUAAAAGGUCACGAUUCUAAACCUUUGCAAAUUUUUCUUAAAGAAAGAGUUUUUGCACUCAUAAUUUCUUUACUUGUUAGAUGUAGAUUUAUUUCUGAAUUUAUUCUCUUGACUCACAUUUUUCUACAUUUUUGCCAAGUACAUUAUGCGUAGGCGUUUACGCGAGACCUUGAGUAUCACGGUCACGGUUACUACGAGAUGGGCGAGCGAUUGUGAUGUCACUUGGGAAUCGACCGAACUGCGGUUACGGGACACGUGAAAGAGACUUUCGUGUAAAAGAAGGAACAAAAAGGAGGCAGUAGAAGGGAGAGAGAUGACGACAGAACGAACGAGCGAAUAUAUAUGCUUACCAAGGGAAAAGCGAGAUAAGACGAUGUCAUUUGUGUCGAUGCACCACAUGAUGACGUCUGAGGCUCGUCUAUUUCAUGCACCGCAUAUUUGGAAUCUGCGCAAUUGCGUCCUUGCAUCCCUGCAUCUCUGCAUCCCUGCUGGGAAAAGAGGGGAACGUUUCCAGGAACUAUCUUUCACCCCUUCUACAUCAUUCGGAAACAAUCCAAGGAAUGAUCGAACGACGGAAUCUCGGCAAAUGAGCAGAUUCCAGGACUCAAUCUCAAAAUAUCUCGCGUUAUUUUUCUCUCUUUGGUUUGACAAGAUUUAUAAUGCGAAGAAAAACAUCAAAAUGACAUUGUUAAGAAGAAGGAUACGAAACAACAUUCUGUAUGAAAUUAUUUUCGAAAAGAGAUACUGGAAGAAACAUCUCGCUUCCGGACUAGGUCGCAGAUAGAGGUUCCUCUCCACUUGUCAUCAACGCGACUUGAAUAUCGAAGAGGCGUGGUUUUGGUGUAUAGAAACCUGUUCGUUCUCCGCGCUUUACGAGCAUUGUGACGUCGGAGAUUCCGAUUCCCCUCCGUGGUUCUACACCGGCGCAGGCAGACCUCCUCCUCCACGUUCCGGGCGACCGGGCGCUCUCUGGCGUCGGAGUCAUGGGACAACGCGGGACAAUCCGCGCCAUUUUGUCCAGUGUCCGUCGAACGCGUCGUGCGUCGGGAUUCGUGUCUGUGGCGACGACGUCCGGCGCGGCUACGAAGAGGAAGACCGUCUUCUCGGAUUGCGAGCGCUACGAGCUGCUGCGAGGACAGAUGUAGCAUCGCGUCGACACGCAACGCUUAAUAAUUAAUUAAAUAAACGAUUCGGAGGAGAACGUGAAUGGCGACGAGGACGACGACGACGAUCUCGCGAGGACUCGAUCCGGUUGUUGCAAUGACGGAGAGUAGCGUUCGGCUGCAGAUCUGGCAAUAAUCUGGGAUGUAGACGAGAAUGCGCACUCCUGCCGAGAUCCUGGCACAAUCCGAAAUGUAUAAUCUGGAAACUGAGGAAACAGGAAUGUCCGCGGACGUGAGCGGAGUGAUUCUGUCAUCUCCUCAUCCGGAGGCUCACAUAUUUACUAAUAGCAUGUUAUGCAUUCAAGAAGAGCUGGCUCAGUUGAGUGAAAUUGGGGCAAGUCCUGAACGACUAAUCACCGAAUUGCGAGAAGUUCAAUUACCAAAUAGUAAUCCGAAUUCAGGAAGUAGUUCUAGCGGUACAGCAACAAAAUGCGCUCCCGAAACGGAAAGCAUCGAUUCUCAGCGAUCGAAUUGGGUCGAAGGUAUACUGGGAUGCAUGCGUCCUGUUUGGACGAUGUUAUCAAAGGCAGCUAUUAAUGAAAAAAUUAAGAAUCUUGCAACGGAUGAUUGGGAGAUACCUUUCGGAGAUAUCAGCGAGAUGAAGUGGGUCGCAUCCGGGGCUCAAGGUGCAGUAUUUAAAGGAAAAUUAAAUAGGGAAAUCGUAGCUGUAAAAAAGGUGAGGGAUCCGAAAGAGACUGAUAUACGCCAUUUAAGAAAGCUCAAUCAUCCGAAUAUCGUACAAUUCAAAGGAGUCUGUACAAAACCUCCUUCCUAUUGCAUAAUAAUGGAGUUUUGUCCAUUUGGACCAUUGUAUGACUUUCUGAGAACUGGAGAACCGGUUCCUCCUGUCAGAUUGGUGUCAUGGUCAAAAGAAAUUGCUGCAGGAAUGGCAUAUCUUCAUGCUCAUAAAAUCAUACAUAGAGAUCUCAAAAGUCCAAACGUUCUAAUAGGACAAGACGAAGUACUGAAAAUCAGCGAUUUCGGCACGAGUAGACAAUGGAAUGAAGUUAGCACGAAAAUGACUUUUGUCGGUACUGUGGCGUGGAUGGCACCGGAAGUAAUCAGAAAUGAUCCUUGCUCGGAAAAAGUGGAUAUAUGGUCGUAUGGCGUUGUGUUAUGGGAAUUGUUAAGCGGCGAGAUACCUUACAAGGACGUGGAUUCCUCUGCUGUUAUGUGGGGAGUGGGCAGCAAUUCUCUACACCUGCCAAUUCCCACUAGUUGCCCAGAGGGUUUUGGACUGCUGGUCAAGCAGUGCUGGGCGACCAAACCGCGUAAUAGGCCCUCUUUCAAACUUAUCGAGAUGCAUCUUAACAUUGCAGCCGUCGAUGUAUUGUCCUUGGAACCCGAGGAUUACUUUAAGGCACAGCGAUCUUGGAAAAAAGAGAUACAGGAGCAUAUGGAACAUAUGCCGCUGUUCACUAAUACCAGUCCACGUUUCGAAAAUGACCUAAUUCUACGAAGGAAGAAUGAAUUACGGCAAGCUCAAGAUGUCAGAGAACAUUACGAACGUAAACUUGAACGCACUAACAACUUAUACCUGGAAUUAAACUCUAUUCUACUGCAAUUGGAGUUACGCGAACGAGAUGUGAUAAAGAGAGAACAGCAAUCGACAGGAUACAAGCAAUACAAGAAACGUCUUGUCCGUCCUUUAUUGAAGGCUCAGGAGAGGCUAUAUCGCAAACGGAAUGGCACAGUGCAGUUCUCCACUUCCUCAACGCCCACUACUCCGCCAUCGCCCACGGAUUCGCCGCAGAGUCCCAUCAAAGCUCUCAUGUAUACGCAACUGAAUGAAUCCAAUCAACCAGAAACUGUUUUGGCAUCAAACAAUAGUUUCAAACAACGUAAAUACAGGCAUCGUAGAGUUGGCUCAGGUUGUGGUGUGAGUUCCAGUCCUAGAUCGAGUCCUUAUCGUGAAAGAAAAAGCCUAGAGGUAUCUGUAAGAUUCAUUGAUAAUCACACACAAACGGACAUCAUGGACAUCAGUGAAAUGGAUCAUGCCUCGAUGGCGAAUAUGGCAUCUUCCUCGCCAGAAAAAUCCUCUUUGGAAACUAUCAGAAAACACUCAUUGAAUAAACAAGCAACGGAAUGUAUAAACGGAAAUCCGAUUUUACCAGAAACGCAUUAUUCAAUGAUAACUAGUUCAUGCUCCAGUCCCGAACCCUUGAAUGAAAAUAAUUCUAAUGGAAACGAACGUUUGAAAGAUUAUAGCGACGACGACAAUCUUGAGACGCUUGGUAGAAAAGUCAGUGAGAUUAUUAUUGCGAAUCGCCUCAUUAUUGACAAUGGAAACGGUGAUGAUAUAAUUUCUCAUAGAAAUAAAGAAGACUCGGGCAAACUUCCUGGACUUUAUGCAGAGCAAUCCGAUAUUAAGCUACGAAAUUCUUCAGACAAUACAGAUGAUCGCGAAGACGAUGCUUGUGAAGAAAGCUGGACCGAUGAAGAGGGAGAGGAUCCAAGCUAUACUUACAAUUAUUCUUUGAGACGAAGAAGUAUUGCAAGGAAGCCAAUUGGUCCUGGCUGCAGAUUACGAAGAUCUAAGCCAACAAUACCUGGGAGAAUACAGGGGGCAUUAGCUUCUGAUGAGGAGAAUACUUCUGAAUAUUCACAUCCUCCGUCCAGUCAAACCUCCACCUUAGAGAGUAAUCCAGAUGUUCAAAGGGUUCUUCGUAAUGUACAAAAUUCUCAAAAAAGAAAGGAAAUAGACGACGCUUCUGAUACAUCGAGUCAAUCGGAAACGGACGAAGUCAGUGAAGUUACAAUCGCGUCUCAACCAGCGAAUGGAACUAUGAAAAUGGAGAGUCGGGUAUAAGUGUAUUGUAGUAUAAUUUUUAUAUUUGAUUUAUAUGAACGCGCUAUAUUGAUAGGGUAGAGUUAUUGCCUAAAAUAAAAUUCGAUAAUUACAACAUUCUUCAUUCCGUAACUUAUGUUAAAUAUUGUAGAUAUUUAUCUAUUCAUAUAUGUGUGUUUACAUGCACACAUAAAUAAUGACAUACAUAUAGAUACACAUACAUAGUGCAUACGUCACAUACCAUAUACAUAUAUACUAAAAAUUGUUUAGGAAAAUAAUAGUAAAUGAUUGAGAAUUCGAGAUUUUACAUCUCAAUUGAAUAUUAAAGUCGUAUAGUCUUCACAACAUUCUUCAUCAAUGUAUAUGAUCAAUUGCAUAUAUAAAUUAGUAAAGAAUUAGAUUAAUAUUGCUCAAGUUUAUUUGAGUAUACAUAAGAUUUUUUAUAGCAUAUAUGCAUACCGUAUGAGAUCAUGAAUUUAGAUUUAUAAUGUAAUUUUCGUCCAACAAAUCGAAAUAUUGCUUUGAAAAAUGUUAUUUCACAAAUGAAUCAUUGAUAUCAUUCGAAAACGCUACAUGCAUCGUAUAUUAUAUACGCUCCGACAGUCAUUCACUAGAUUCAUUAGUGAAUGUUAAAGUAUAUAUAAUGCCCAACAUACAUACUUCAGCAAUCAUAUAUUUAUUUUUUCAUGGUAUUUUGCAUCUACUAAUUUAAUAAUUAUUUUUGAAUAAAACGCCUAUAUACGGGUCAUUUUUAAGUCACAAAUUUAAUUUUAAACUGUGCAUAUACUCAAAUUGGCAUGGACAUUUUUUGCGCAUUGAACAACUCUUCAAAUUUAUAUAUAUAUAAUAUUAUUUAUAUAUAAAUU